AAUCGUGCCACGAUAAUGUCCAAUAGCUUCAAUAUCGAUGAUAAGAGUAACCAGAAUAUUCUAAAUCGCGUAAGCAUCUCGCUAAAAAUGCAUCGAAGCUUUAAGAAAGUGAAGAGGAGCAUCCAAAAGAUAACUGAAACUUCGACGAGUGUUCAACCUCACUGCGUUUUCGUAGAGAACAUGCAAGAUGAUGAGAAACAACCGCCGUAUAUAUUUCCGGAACGACUUUCCUCUUUAACGUGCCAAACUGGAUUCUCGAAGGAUGAGAUACGAAAGCUGUAUCGCGCUUUUAAGCAACAUUGUCCGAGAGGAGCCGUGACUACGAACGAUCUAAAACCAGCUUACGCAAAAUUAUUUCCGUUAGGAGACCCAGCGAAGUACACGCAAAUCGUUUUCAACACCUUCGAUAAGGACAGGGAUGGUAUCGUCAGUUUCGGGGACCUUCUCACUGAAAUAUCAUUGAUUGCCAAUGGUGACGUCGAUGAAAAGCUCUCCUGGAUCUUCAGGUUUUACGACCUGAACGGAGACGGUUAUAUCACAAGAAAAGAAAUGUUGGUCAUAAUAUCCGCAAUUUAUGAGAUGCUACAUAACGGGCAAACCAUUCAGCGAAUGGUCAACAGACAUGUAGACAAGGUUUUCGAGAAGAUGGAUGUUGAUAAGGACGGUGUUAUAUCUCAGGAAGAAUUUAUGAAUAGUUGUAAAAAUGAUAUUGUCAUUCAAAAUCAACUGGCAAUAUUUAAUAAAUUUUGGUAA
Habropoda laboriosa is the source of this 753-nucleotide messenger RNA. RefSeq names its product neuronal calcium sensor 1-like. The transcript is spliced from 4 exons. Bases 16 to 753 code for a protein of 245 amino acids. Lineage: Eukaryota; Metazoa; Arthropoda; Insecta; Hymenoptera; Apidae. The record is from RefSeq and is a predicted model, not a curated record. Gene Ontology annotation, molecular function: calcium ion binding.